AUGUCAGUCCUCAUGCACGGGACUUUGGGGGCUGACGUGGAAUUCAAGAUGGUGAUUGGUCCAGCGGGACAGGGUCUUCGCGAGUAUCCGAACCGACUCUCUUUGCUGCCGAUUGCUGCCUCAGUUGGUAAUGAUCGACUUCUAGCCCGCAGCCAAAUUUCAGCCACCGCAGUAUAUAAUGCGGCGAAUCGUGAUAUGCCCUUUUAA
Penicillium soppii is the source of this 207-nucleotide messenger RNA. RefSeq lists its product as uncharacterized. Bases 1 to 207 code for a protein of 68 amino acids. The transcript has a single exon. The record is from RefSeq and is a predicted model, not a curated record. NCBI's taxonomy places the organism in Eukaryota, Fungi, Ascomycota, Eurotiomycetes, Eurotiales, Aspergillaceae.